Rotaria sp. Silwood2 is the source of this 696-nucleotide messenger RNA. NCBI's taxonomy places the organism in Eukaryota, Metazoa, Rotifera, Eurotatoria, Philodinida, Philodinidae. The record is from the annotation of a GenBank genome assembly.
AUGUCUGAAUUGACAAUUAGUUCUACUAAUUGGCUCGCUAUAUCAUUACGAAAUGAUACUGCUAUUGUAUUAAAUUUAAAUGAUAUACAACAAUGGCAAUAUCUUAAACCUGUAAUAAAUGAUAAUCAAUCAAAAGAAACUAAUCCUACAACAAUUAAUAAUAAACUACAACAACAAGAAAAAACUGAAGAUGAUGAUGAUAAUAUUAAUGAAUUAAAUCGUAAUCUAAUUAGAUUUACACCUGAUGGACAAAAAUUACUUGUUAAUGGACAAAAUAAACAAAUAUAUGUUUAUAUAUCAUCAAAUAAUGAUAGUAACAAAAUAUAUUGGCAAUUACAACGAAUAAUAACAAUAAAAAAACGUGCUUCAGCAUUAGAUUUAACUAAUGAAUUUCUCCUUAUUGCUGAUAAAAGUGGUGAUGUUUAUAAAACUGAUUUAUUAAUUGAUCAAAAUGUUGUUCUUACAUCAGACGAUUGUAUUAUGGGACAUUUAUCAAUGUUACUUGAUAUUGCUUUUAUUUCGAUGAAUAACGAUCAACAAUUUAUAUUAACAACUGAUCGAGAUGAAAAAAUUCGUUUAAGUCAUUAUCCAAAUGCUUAUAAUAUUCAAGGUUAUUGUCUUGGUCAUACAGAAUUUGUUUUACAUGUUAAAUUAAUUGAUCAAAAUCAUAUUCUUUCAGCAUCAGGCGAUGGUUAG